Dermacentor andersoni is the source of this 7078-nucleotide messenger RNA. Its product is annotated as phosphatidylinositol 4-kinase alpha-like. Gene Ontology annotation, biological process: phosphatidylinositol phosphate biosynthetic process; phosphatidylinositol-mediated signaling. The record is from RefSeq and is a predicted model, not a curated record. Gene Ontology annotation, cellular component: cytoplasm; plasma membrane. NCBI's taxonomy places the organism in Eukaryota, Metazoa, Arthropoda, Arachnida, Ixodida, Ixodidae. Gene Ontology annotation, molecular function: 1-phosphatidylinositol 4-kinase activity.
CAAGCAGGCGGCGCGGAAAGGCCCCCCCUCACUUGAGGGCCUACCCGCGGCCCAGACAUGGCCGAUCUGACUCCAGCAUCGACAGGCACGCCAACGCCAGCUCCCGUCGCCGGCGGCAGUGACGGCGGUGGCGGCGGCAGCGGCGUGUUGGCCCAGGAACGGGAGCGCGCGGCGUUCCGGCAUGGCCUCAUGGAAUUGUCCCGUUGCCUGGCUCACCUUCAGCCGACGCCAUGGACCAAGGUGGCCAAGGUGAUGGCCGCCUGCCCCGUGGAGUUGUCGCGCGGCGUGUUCCGCAUCGACCAGCGGGGCCAGGACGCCGUGGUGUCGCUCUGCGUGUACCUGGUCGAGUCGGGCUUCCAGCACCGCGAGCGAAUCGUGCCGUACCUGAUCAAGCUGCUGCGCGGCCUGCUCAAGGCGAGCUUCGUCGAGGAGGUCAAGUACGAGCCCGACGAGCGGUUACCCGUGCGCGAGCGCUUCUGCUUCCUGCUGCAUACGGUGCUGUCGGACGUCGCCCACCACUGCGACGAGCUGGGCGAGGAGGUCACCAACUGCCAGCUCGACUUCCUCGGCGCCCUGGUGCGAAUCUGCGCCAGCGCGCACGCCGCAAGCUCGGCGAGCCCGGAGCCCUCGAGCACGGCAGCCGCGCUCAACGUCAAGGUCGGCCAAACAGUGGCUCCGCUGAUCCUCGGAACGUGCCGCGCGCUGGGCCGCACCAGCCCCGAAGCGCCGUUCCUCAUCUCCCAGAUCUUCCCGGCACCGGAGAAGGUGGACUUCAUCGAGGACGAGCUGGGCGUCGAGAACUACGCCAAGAAAAAGAAGCGUGCCGAGACGUACAACCCGGUCAUGGUGUCGCGACGCGCCAUGGUCGACUACUGGAUGGCCAAGGCGUGUCGCGGGGGGGCGCGCGAGCGCCGCGAGGGGCUGCUGCCGUACGAGAACAUCACGACGCCCAUCGCGUUCAAGGCGUCCACGUACCUGUUCCGGACGUUCGGCUCGAGCUUCAGCCUCAUGCGAAUCAUCGCCGAGCAGCCCGAGGUCGCGCGCAGGAGCCACGCGAGGUUUUCGGCCAAUAAGAUCCAGGUGAUCCUGGCGUACGCUGACCGCAUCCUGUCUGACGAGAUGAUCGAGUACCUCGACCAAUGCGCCAUGGAAGCCUACCAGAGCGGCCAGAUCACCGUGAACCCGUACCUCUCGUUCGGCGAGGUACUCAAGCUCGUUUGGAUCACACUGCUCUACGAGCUGCUUUGCUCUUACACGCUCGCCGACAAGGAGGAGUGGAAAACUAACUCCCCACUCUUCUGUAGCCUCGCCAAGGACAUCCAGAAGCUUGCCAAGCACUUAUUCCUCGCCGGCCAAAAGGACAUACAGGUGAGGGCGUACGACGCGAGCGAACAGGAGCAGAAGGAUAAUCAGUACACGUGCGUGCAUCGGUUCCGCGCCAGCGUUCAAACGGUGGCCACGUGCGUGGACAUCCUUGUCUGGGCCGAGGUGGACGAGAACGGUGCCGACCUGCUCUGCGGCAAGCUCGCCGAGAAGCUCAACGCUGCGCAUGGUCUCAAGCUUGCACUUGGUCACCUGCCCAUCCUUAUCAGUUGCUUGAACGGCAUCAGGACGCUAGCCGAGAUGUUUCCCCUGAUCGUGGAUGGUUGCAUGCUUGCCGCGCGCGACUUCCUGGGCGCCCCAGCACCAGUCCUGCUCAAGCUUUACCAGUGCAUGGAAGAGCUCGUCAGCGGCGACAACGCCGGCGUCAGAACCAUCUGCCAGGCGGCGCUCCGACAGGUGCGCGACGCAGGCAUCGACUGCCUGUGCGGAGUGCUUCGGGUAGGCAUUGAGCGAGACCCCGAGAUUGUGCAGGCGUACCUGGCUUCUGCUUCAAACCGUCUGUUCCAGGCCGAAAUAAGCGGCGGCGAGGGAGCGCUGAUCGCCAUCAACACGGUGAUGGCGUUGGGCAAGAUGGCGGUGGCUCUGAGGGGCACGCCCAGGACCGAAAAGUCGGUGCUGCAGUUCUUCCAGCAGCGCUUCUGCAAGCCCCCUUCAACGCUGGACACGCUCAUCGUGGACCAGAUGGGCCGCAUGCUGGUCGCCAAGGUGGACAGGUCUGUCAGGGACGAGAUCAUGAAGAUGCUAACCAUGGUCACGCUGGUCUCCAACUCCAUGCAGGCCAAGAUCGCCGACGCCGGCCUCAAGUUUCCCGGCUACAAGCACGUCGCGUUGCCCGUCAUCAAAGUCCUUGUCAAGGUAGCCUCGGGCAUUGACGGGGCCGACGAGAAGCUCGAGCUGCUCAGCACUCUCCUCGAGCUCUUCGUGCAGAUCGGACUCGACGGGUGCCGCUACUGCGAGAACCAGCUAGCAUUCAAGGACUCGGGCUGCGCCGCCAACAUGGGCAUUCUCAUACCUGUCAUCUCGGCGUUGGUGCAACGCAUGGACCCCGUGGUGGGUGCCAAGCCGAGGAUGCACAAACUGUUCUGGGACUUCUGGCUUUACGCCUCGCUCAUGGGCUUCACCGUGCUGUCUGGCGUGUGGCCCAUAGACUGGUACUACGGGACCGCCGACAUCGCGCUCAAGUCACCGAUCCUGGUGUGCAAGGAACACCUGAGACCCAUCCUGCAGUUCAACAACCCCGUGCGCCACGAGACCUCGGCCAUCGUCGACCUCAACGACGUCAAGUUUCAGCUGCUGAAGGAACUCAAGGGAGGCACCGAGAUCAGCACCAUACUGUACAAGAUGAACUUCCAGCAGGCCACCUAUCUGCUGUCGGUCAAUGACCUGGAAGCGCUGAGGAUCCAGAACUCGGUGUCCACCAAGACCCCGUACCAGACCAUGAUGCAGUACCUCGAAUUCCCGCUCAUACAGAAGGACAAGGGUGGAAUGUUCAUAUGCAUGUCGGCGGUUGCCGAUAAGGUCUUCGACAUGUUUCUCGACGUGAUGCAGGACAAACCCAAGCACCAGGAGCGCGAAACCGAGCUGGAGGAGGCGUUUGUCUUUCUCCUUGUGAAGUUCGUCGACCCCGAGAAGCAGAUUCGGCGUGUAGCCGACAAGUUUAUUUCGAACUUCAUCGAUCGCUUCCCACAUUUGCUGUGGAGCCGCAAGGUCCUCUGGGCCAUGCUCGACAUCUUGCAGGCGCUGGCCUACUCCCUGGAACUCGACGCCAACGAGACCGGUCAGGAGGUGAUAGUCCCCUUCACGCCGUACUCGAUCACCCUGACCGACACCAUGGACGGCCGGGAGACCAUCGUACGCGACCUGGCCGCCCAUUGCCAGGGCAUCGUCCAGGAGGCCGUCAAGUGGGCCCCCAUAGCGACUCGCUCCCACCUCCAGGAGUACAUGGUCACCAACUCGGAACUGGUAGAAGCGCUGACCCAGCACACGGGCGUCGGGCUGGCCAUCGAGAGCAUCAUGCUUUUCGCGGGCCUCAAUGCCAGUUCUUCGCCCCAGUCGACGUCCCUGCUGGAGCGGUGGCCGGCUUGCGUGAAGAAGGACUACUCCGAGUUCGUGUGCUCCAUGGAGAUUCGCUGCCGGUACUCGGGCGAGGUGGCAGGCCUGCUCAUGAGCUCCAAGAACACGGAUUACACGAGGAAAGAGCUCGCGGCCAAGCUGCUCAACCAGCUGCACACCAGCUGGAAGACGUCCAACAAGAAGCUCCACAAGCGGUGCAUCUUCCGCAUCUGCGCCCUGCUGGUCAGCAUGAAGGGUCUCGACCGGAGGCUGCUGCGGGCGCUCUGCUGGUCGCCCGUCGAGUACUUCUCUGAGGAGCCCACGCGCAAUGCCAUCUACUGCUGGCAGUGGCUGCUGGCGGCCAAGCCGGAAGAGGAACUGCGCUUCCUGCACGAGAUGUCCAACGCGUGGCAGGCGACGGUCGAGCGAGAGCUGGGUAUCUUCUCGAAGGACCCCGUUCAGACGGAUCCGUGCGCCGUGGGCGAGAAGAGCGACCUGCGCCCAAAGGCGCCGUACAUAGCCCCGCACGAGGUGUGGGUCAACUUCAUCGUCGAGAAGAUCGAGUCGGCAAAGUUCAGCAGCCAGGCCGAGAUAGAGAUCUUCACCAACCUCAUCUACCGCUCGUUCUCGCCCACCAUCGGCGACGAGAAGUUCAGCUGCCGCCACAUCUCGGUGGUGGGCACCCGGUUCAACCUGCUGAGCAGCGCCGUGUCGCUGCUGCAGAGCGACGCCGACGCGCUCAGCAGUCAGAUGAUCCGCAGCAUCCUCCGGGAGCGCAUCUACUCCGCCUGCCUGGACUACUUCUGCGGCCCGCAGCUGUACCCGACCGAGCGGGGCGGGAAGCUGCGCGAGAACAUCCUCAUGAUGGUCAAGUUCUGGAUGGCGAUGCACAACGACAAGAAGUUCCUGCGCCGAACCAGCUUUGGCAGGGAGAUCGUGGGCAACCAGCUGUCCAAUCGCAGCCAGGGGUCGUCGGCGGGCAGCUCGGCGACCGAGAGUGGUUACACGCAGGCCGAGUCGUUCCCCACGACACCCGCCGGCUGGCAGCAGCAGGGUUACAGCCGACCGUCGACCGAGAGCUCGACGACGACGACGCGACAGACGACCACGACCACCACGACGUCGCGGGAGAUGCGCGAGACGCCGCUCAUCUCGGACACGGCGUACUCGAAGGAGUACCUGCGCAAGCGUUCGCUCAUACUGGCGCUGCUGUCGGUGGAGAUAGAGUUCCUGAUCACGUGGUACAACCCGCUCUCGCUGCCCGACAGGGUCGUGCCCGGCGAGGAGAUCAUCAGCGCCUGGAGGAGCCAGCACAUCACCGAGCGGGGCUGGGUCGACAUGGCCCAGUGCGCCUGGAACCUGUCGCCCAUGCUGGCCGUCUACCUGCCAAGCCGCUUUCGGUCAUCCGAGGCGCUGCGCAACGAAGUCACCAGGCUGGUCCAAGCGAACCCCGACCUCGUGUGCCACAUGCCCGAGGCCCUCCAGUACAUGAUCACGCCCGACUUCGUGCUCGAGGACAACCCGGACCUAUCCUACCUGCAGGCCUGGGCGCCCGUGUCCCCCGUCAAAGUGCUCGCCUACUUCUCGCGCCUGUACUCGCCGCACCCGAUCACCGCGCAGUACGCCAUCCGGGUGCUGUCGGCGUGCCCGCCGGACGUGCUCAUGUUCUACAUCCCGCAGCUGGCGCAGGCGGUGCGAUACGACACCAUGGGCUACAUCCGCAACUUCAUCAUCACGUCGGCCAACAUCAGCCAGCUGCUGACGCACCAGUUCAUCUGGAACAUGCGCACCAACAUGUUCCGCGACGAGGACGGCCAGGAGAAGGACGUCGACCUGUACGACGUGUUCAACUCCAUGAUCGACACCAUGGUCAGCAACCUGACGGGCAAGGAGAAGCUGUUCUACGAGUCAGAGUUCGACUUCUUCACCAAGAUCACCGCCAUCUCGGGCGUGCUGAGGCACUUCCCAAAGGGCCCGGAGCGCAAACGCGCCUGCCUCUGCGAGCUGUCCAAGAUCAAGGUGGAGCAAGGGUCGUACCUGCCUUCCAGCCCCGAAGCCGUCAUCGUGGACAUCGACUACGCGUCUGGCGCGCCGAUGCAGAGCGCAGCCAAGGCGCCCUUCCGGGCAAAGUUCAAGGUGCGCAGCGUGGGCAUCGAGAAGGUGCAGGAGAUCGCCACCGCCGGAUACAAGGACCUGCGCGACGCCGGCUAUUUCACCGCCUCAGACCUGCGCAAGGAGCACUGGCAGGCUGCUAUCUUCAAGGUGGGCGACGACGUGCGGCAGGACAUGCUGGCGCUCCAGGUGAUAGCACUCUUCAAGCACGUCUUCUGCAUCGCGGGCAUCGAGGUGUACCUGUUCCCGUACCGCGUGGUGGCCACCUCGCCCGGCUGCGGCGUCAUCGAGUGCGUUCCGGACACCACGUCUCGGGACCAGCUGGGCCGACAGACGGACAUCGGCAUGUACGAGUACUUCCUGCAGAAGUACGGUGACGAAUCCACGCGCGGCUUCCAGGAGGCGCGAAGCAACUUCGUCAAGAGCAUGGCCGCCUACAGCGUCGCCAUGUUCCUCUUGCAGGUGAAAGAUCGCCACAACGGCAACCUGCUGCUGGACGACGACGGCCACAUCAUCCACAUCGACUUCGGCUUCCUCUUCGAGAGCUCUCCUGGCGGCAACAUCGGCUUCGAGCCGGACAUCAAGCUCACCGAGGAGAUGGUGAUGAUCAUGGGCGGCAAGCAGGAGGCCGAGCCCUUCAAGUGGUUCACCGAGCUGUGCGUGCGCUGCUUCCUGGCCGUGCGACCCUAUCGCGAGGACGUGGUCACCCUGGUCUCCCUGAUGCUGGACACCGGACUGCCCUGCUUCCGCGGGCAGACGGUACGCCUGCUGCGGCUGCGGUUCGCGCCGACGGCCACGGAGCGCGAGGCCGCGGCCUUCAUGAUCAAGAUCAUCAACGACUCGUACCUGAACAUCAGGACCAGGACCUACGACAUGAUCCAGUACUACCAGAACCAGAUCCCGUACUGAGGAUGGCCCCAGCAGGGAGGGACGUGCCUGUUGAGGGGGCGAGCAGUGUCAUCUACGAGACCGGACACAGUAAAGAUCUACCACGAAGGGAACCAGAGCAAGGGGGUGCAAGAAACUUGCGCCUGCCUUUGUUCUUGGACAAUGGCGGCCAUGGACACGCAGCUCUUUGCUGAUAGUCCCGGCUUGCUGCGAUUGCGGACAGUGGCCAGAGGUGAACCGCAACCUGGACGAGGGGACCUCUUGGCUUAGCGCGACAUGGAACAGUUCAAGGCGCUCCUGUGAGGAGGUACCAGCAUGUGGCACAACCACGACUAAAGUCUACCGGAGAAGCUCGGCUGGAGCGGCGCAAUGAACUUGGCGCUGAUUACAAUUAGCGGGCGUUGGCAUCGCCAUGGUGUCGCUCUUGGCGAGGAAUUGUGGCUUGCGAAAUUGACAUUCUCCGGAAAUGCAGCGAGGGCGUCUAGUACCACGGUGGGAACGAAGCCCACAACGUUGGUCGUAAAGUGAUGGAAGAGUAACGCCGCGUACGUAGUACAAAUUCGUCAGUGUGCCCCGUGGCUCAGUAAUUUAAUAACGAUAUUUUUGCUUUGAUUAUGUUGAAUAUAAGCAUUAUAUACUUACA